This is a messenger RNA of Cajanus cajan (pigeon pea), 372 nucleotides long. NCBI's taxonomy places the organism in Eukaryota, Viridiplantae, Streptophyta, Magnoliopsida, Fabales, Fabaceae. The record is from RefSeq and is a predicted model, not a curated record.
AUGGAUAUCGACAUAAUCUUAGGGAUGGAUUGGUUAUCUGCCCAUCAUAGCCUUAUAGAUUAUACUCGGAGAGAGUUGGUAUUUCCUCAGUUGGAGGAUGAGGUGUUGUUGUCAGCGGGUCAGGCUAAGCAGUUGAUGAGAGACGGGGGUGGGUGCUUCAUGUUUUUUGGCGCUUUAAGUGUUGAGACGGAGAGGGCCAUCACUAGGAUUGAGAUUGUUAAUGAGUUUCCUGAGGUGUUCCCAGAUGAUAUGACGGGAUUGCCACCUAUGCAUGAUAUAGAGUUCAGUAUUGAUAUGGUAUCAGGUGCAAGACAGGUAUCAGUGGCUCCUUAUAGGAUGGCUCCAGCUAAGUUGGUAGAGCUAAAGAAAUAA